Xylaria bambusicola is the source of this 1566-nucleotide messenger RNA. Its product is annotated as putative MFS allantoate transporter. Gene Ontology annotation, biological process: transmembrane transport. The transcript is spliced from 8 exons. NCBI's taxonomy places the organism in Eukaryota, Fungi, Ascomycota, Sordariomycetes, Xylariales, Xylariaceae. Gene Ontology annotation, cellular component: membrane. Gene Ontology annotation, molecular function: transmembrane transporter activity. The record is from RefSeq and is a predicted model, not a curated record. The coding region runs from base 1 to 1566 and encodes 521 amino acids.
AUGGCGAGCGAUGCAGGAAAAUCUGACGAUAUUGAACCUGCCUCGGCAGUUCACCAUGAGCGCACAAGCAUCUCCCCGCCACGGAAGGGUAUUGCUGCCCGAGAUGCAGAUGUCGCCAUGGCUUUGUUCGACUCGCCAGAGCAAAUUCACGAGCCGCUCGACCCAGUCGAAGAGCGGAAACUCGUGCGAAAGAUUGAUUUCAUGAUCAUACCAUAUCUCGCUGUCUGCUACGCAUUCUUCUAUAUCGACAAAACAACCCUGUCCUAUGCUGCAAUCUUUGGAAUCCGGGAGGAUCUCAACUUAAAAGGCGCCGACUAUAACUGGUUGAGCUCGGUUUUCUACUUCGGCUUCUUGUUCUGGGCCUUUCCGACCAAUUUUUUAAUGCAGCGCUUACCAAUCGGAAAGUAUUUAGGCGUUAAUAUUUUCUUUUGGGGCUUUUUCUUAAUGCUUCAGGCGGCCGCAAAGAAUUUUGGACAGCUAUUAGCUCUUCGUUUUCUUGCCGGCGCGGCAGAGGCUUGCUCCGAUCCUUCCUUCAUGCUGAUUACAUCAAUGUGGUAUACGAGAAAGCAGCAGCCUGUGCGCAUGGGCUUAUGGUACACUGCAAAUGGUUUUGGCAUUGCUCUGGGCGGGUUACUCGGAUAUGCGAUUGGUAGCAUAAGAGGCGCCCUCCCGUCUUGGAAGUACGAAUUCCUAAUCAUAGGGGCAUUAUGUUCCGCGUGGGGGAUUGUUAUGUUCAUCUUCCUGCCCGACUCUCCGGUCACAGCGAAGGGUCUCUCGAGGGCCGAAAAGCGCAUGGCAGUCCAGCGCUUGAGAGAGAACCAGACAGGAAUCGAGAAUAAACAUUUAAAGGCGUAUCAGGUCAAAGAAGCAUUUCUUGAUAUCAAGAUCUACCUCUUCUUUGUCCUCGGCGUCGUUUGCAACGUCCCUAAUGGAGGCAUAUCCAACUUCGGCACGUUGAUUAUUCAGGGCUUCGGGUUCAGUACGCUGGGCACCACAUUACUGCAGAUUCCUUACGGGGUCUUGAUCGCUAUUAGUAUUCUGGCAUGCGUUUACCUAAAUAACCGAUUCGUGAACAGACGCUGUAUGUUCAUUCUCAUCUUUUUGAUACCCAAUAUUGCCGGGGCAUUUGGUCUACGCUACAUUGGCACCGAGCAACAAGCCGGAAGACUUAUUGCGUACUACUUGACUGGUCCGUACAAUGCUGCCUUCGUUAUGAUCCUUUCACUCCAGACUGCGAACACAUCCGGCCACACUAAAAAGGUUGUCACCAAUGCCGUUCUGUUCCUGGGUUAUUGCACUGGUAAUGUACGUCCUAUUGUUGGCCCCUUUUUCUACUUGACCAACCAGGCACCCUAUUAUGAGCUUGGAAUUUGGUCAAUGAUUGUCUCCCACCUCAUCGAAGUGCUUCUUAUCAUUACAUUUUGGAUCCUCUUGAGGAGAGAAAAUAGACGUAGAGACAAGAUCCAGGCUGCUAUGGAAGGUGGGCUCGAAGGGCGAGACUUGGAUACCACUGCGUUUGCCGAUAUGACGGAUAAGGAGAACUUGAACUUCAGGUACAUUUAUUAG